AUGGAAACAGACCAGAUAUUUCAAGAAUCUACCCUUUUUUGGGGACAUUUGAAAGAACUGUUGAAAUGCCCUGAAGUUGAGGACUAUGAAUUGGCAAACACCAGACUUGUCCAGUAUAUCAAGACCGUUUCUGAUCAUGUUCAUAUUUAUAUAACUGAGGAUCAUGAUCUUUAUCAAUGUGGUAUUGGAUUAAUAAGUUCCCCCAUUUAUGAAAUUCAUAGAGAGUUUUGCAUCUCCAAAAUGUUAUCAUUCUUAAAUAUUGAUUUAUUGGAACAAAAUUUCAAACUUUUCGUUAGUUAUGUGCUAUUAUUAGAUUGUAAAAAUGAUGCUUCAAUACUUCAAUUAGUUCAAGAUUAUCAAGGUUUCAAUGUGUUGUAUAAGAAUUUACAUCAAAAUUUUGAAAAUGUCGCUUUGCUAUCCAAAAAGGAAGGUGAUUCUAUCACAAUAGGUGUUAUCAAAAGGAUCUGUACUAUACAAUUGGAUUUAAUGUUUCAAAUGUGUAAAUAUUUAUCAAUCACCCAGGAGGAAUUAACAAUAAUUGAUACUUUCUUCAUCAAUUAUAUAUUUGAAUCAUUAAUAGUGGUGGACUCUGAAGAGGAUUUAUUUAAUUUUGCUAAAUUUAAAAUCAUUUUGGCUGUUAAUGAACAAUUCAUGAUUGUUUCAAGAGAAUCCAAAAUUGAAAAUAAAGUAUUCCAUACAAUUGCAACUCAUACAACUUUUAGAAAUUUUAGUGAAUGUUUAUUAGUUUAUUUCAAUAGAGAGGAGGACCGCUGUUUACAAAUUAUGAUUUCAAAAGUUUUAUACCUGAUUUUCACAAACUCUUCAACAAAAGAAUUGUUUUAUCAUAAUGAUUUAAAUGUUUUAGUUGAUGUUUUAUUAAGAGAAUUGAGAAAUUUAUCAGAAGAAGAGGAAAGUAUAAGAAAUACCUUCUUACGUGUCCUAUAUCCAUUAUUAAAAUGUUCACAAUUUGAAGAUACAAAUUAUAAAAAAGAUAAAUUAAAAAAAUUAUUAAAUUACUUUGCUGGUCAAAGUGAAUCAACAUUUUGGCAUCAAACUGAAACAACUAAAAGAUUAGCAUUACGUUGUCUUUCAAUUAACUGGUUAACAAGAGAAGAAGAUCAAGAUUCAGAACCAUCACCUUCACCUCCAAAAAAGGAUACAUUGACUGUACCUGAAAUUAAUCAUUCAAAUACAUCUAUAAAUUCAAUUUCUAAAAGACAACCACCUCCUGCUCCUUUACCUAGAAAGCUCUUGAGCAGGAAUUCAAGUUAUCAUAAUACGAGUAAUGAUACUCAUACCAAUAAUAAUAAUCGUAAUAAUGGGAAAAUAAUGCCACCAAGUAUCCGUUAG
This is a messenger RNA of Hansenula ciferrii, 1350 nucleotides long. RefSeq names its product Ldb17p (gene LDB17). The record is from RefSeq and is a predicted model, not a curated record. The transcript has a single exon. Gene Ontology annotation, molecular function: Arp2/3 complex binding. Gene Ontology annotation, cellular component: actin cortical patch. Gene Ontology annotation, biological process: actin cortical patch localization; actin cortical patch assembly; endocytosis. NCBI's taxonomy places the organism in Eukaryota, Fungi, Ascomycota, Saccharomycetes, Phaffomycetales, Wickerhamomycetaceae. Bases 1 to 1350 code for a protein of 449 amino acids.